GAGAGUUGUAGUAUGGCACUGGUAGAGUAAAUUCAGGAUCCAUUUUUUCUCCCCUGUGAUUACAAGCUUAGGUUUAAUUGGGGGAAGUAGCACUGCAGAUAAAAUGUCGUCCUGGGCGAAAUCACCUGGGGCAGCCCGGCGACCACCAGCUAACCCAAAUGGAAGUGCUCAACAACUGCGUCUGUUCCGGAGAGCGGCGCCGUACCCCAGCAGAGAAGAGAGGACCGACGAGCUCAAGGAUGCCUUGGACAGUUAUGAAGAACUAGAGCAAAUGCAAAACUACAGUGGAAGUGUGAAGUAUGAGGGAUACAAACAUCAACCCAAUGCCAAGUCAGAGGGCUGCACUCCAGCAGACAGACGUAAAGCCCUGUAUCAAAAGUUCUACAGACAGGUGCAGGAGGAGAGGAAGCCAGCUGACUGUGUGGUCCUCUCUGUCACCAACCAGUGCCUGGAUUACCCCAAAUCGCUAAGCCAGUGCUUGCAGGAGCGUGGCCUAUCAGUGGAAAUGAUCUACCUUCAGGCGGAAUCGGGCCUGACCCGGGCCCUGCAGGAUAUCCGAGCAGACGGCUCCUCGUUAUGUAUUCUGGUGGAGCAGACAAAUGUAGCUCUGUCCUCCUGCACUGUUAUCAUAUUCUCAGAAUCCCUCAAAAUCCAUCGCAACAUGCCCAAAGACCAAGCCAUGGACUUUGUUGCAGCGGAGUACCAUCGCGGACUUGUCAAAGAGCGCCCAACAAGGGACCCUGCAGACAUUGCAGCACAGGCUUCACAGCUGCUAGACGACUUCCUGGAUAGAGAAAAGAUUGAGCGUCACACUGUUCCCUCUGAAACCCGUCAGCUCCUCAUGCUGUUAGCUGAGGGGGUGCAUCUCUACCCUGAGGAGCUAGAAACAAUCUCAGAGUAUGUCCGUACCCGGCAGGAUCACAUUCAAGCCUCCAACACUGAGGGAGAGAGGGGUAACAUGUUACCGCCAGGACUGGGGAAACCGCCUCCCCUGCUCCCUACUCCACCCGGGCCCCCUCAACCCCAGUCUGUAGGCGGAGCAGGGGGGCCCAUGAUGGACCACCCUCCACCUGCUCCUCUCUUGCCUUCGCCAGGCUCUUAUCCCAAAACCAAACCUCCUCCACUACUGUCCUUGCAUCGACCUCCUGGUCCAUCAUUAGGGCCCCCAACUUCACGAGGCCCCCUGUCCUCACACAUCCCAUAUGGUGCCCCUGCAAUGCCACGUGGGCCCCUACUCCACCACACUCCUCCAUACCACCCAGGCCCAAGGGGCCCUCAUGGGAAUAGAGGAGCCCCACCAUCUCUAAAGAGUUCCCGUCCUCCACUUCUCUCUGCUCCAGGUGCAACUCUUCCACGACCGAGCGGCCCCCGACACUAAGAAAUAAUAGAGACAUCCACACACACAAACACACACUGGAACACCUGCAGGCUACAAGUGCCAGCAGUGUUUGACGUUUUCACCUAACUCUAGCACAGAAGACUCCUGGCCCCAGUGUAGGACAACUGUUCUGACCUUUCUAAAUGAAGGCAGUAAACCACAUUGAGUUAGAUGAAGUGUUUGAUAUUAUCAAAUUAUUGUGGAUGGAUUGAUGGAGGUUGGCAUGGAGUAUUCCAAUGACAUAAUUUUAAAUAUUUUCCAUUAUCCGUCUGUUAUCAUUGUUUUUUUUUUUCUUUGUAAUGUACAUUUCUCACGCAGAGUUAUCCCGUAAGAAAAGCAUGUUCUGUACUUCCAGUUUGCCUGUAGACUCCAUAAUGUUAGUGUAGGUUACAGUGACAAGCUAGAUAAACCUUGGACAUCUGCCUUGACAAGUGGACUGCACAAAAAUUCCUGGUUACAAUGGCCAGCUGGUUCAUAUUUAAAGCAGCAAAAAUGUAAGCUAUGGGUAGUCACACAAUGGUAAUUGGACUUUUUUUUUAAAGUUUCUAAUAAAUAUAGCAAGCAGCCUACCUGCUGCAUACAGUGUUUCAAGAUGGUGCUCAAGAUUUCAUGAGGAGUUCUCAGAUUCCCUUGAGGAGGGAAUUUCAACAACCAAUUAAAUUUUUGUUUAUACCAUA
Chelmon rostratus (copperband butterflyfish) is the source of this 2055-nucleotide messenger RNA. RefSeq lists its product as uncharacterized. Bases 104 to 1378 code for a protein of 424 amino acids. Lineage: Eukaryota; Metazoa; Chordata; Actinopteri; Chaetodontiformes; Chaetodontidae. The transcript has 9 exons. The record is from RefSeq and is a predicted model, not a curated record.